Molecule: messenger RNA, 3879 nt
Organism: Grus americana (Whooping crane)
Lineage: Eukaryota; Metazoa; Chordata; Aves; Gruiformes; Gruidae
Gene: RIBC2
Product: RIB43A domain with coiled-coils 2
Exons: 7
Coding region: 81-1220 (379 amino acids)
Source: RefSeq, a predicted model, not a curated record
GCGGGAGGUUGUUUCUGUUCGCGCUUCGUUCCUGGCCGUCGCCCGCACAGCCCCGGUGGCUGAUUCGUUUUUUCGGCAUCAUGAGCAGGCUGGGGCUGCAGCGAGACCUGCGGGAGGCUGCCGCCCUGGAGCGCCGGCGCCAGCGGGAGUUGCAGCGGCAGAGCCGCAUCUUUAACGCGCGAGUCCGGACCAUAGGGGUUGAUAAAGAUGCAUUGGAUACCCAGGUCAAGGAUAGGAAAAUUCAAGAAGCGGCUGAAAAAGCACGAAAUGAAGAACUUGCAAAUGAAAUGAAGCAAAAUGACAAGAUCAUGUGUAUGUUAGAGGAACGACAGAAAAAUGAUAUCAGAAACAUAAAUAAGGCUAUAAAUGAAUUUCAGAAGAAUUUUCAGAAGCCAGAAACAAGACGUGAAUUUGACCUGUCUGAUCCGCAAGCCCUAAAGAAGGAUAAACCUGCUCGGCUUUCAGACAAUGAUCCUCGAUGUACUGUAUCUGGCUUGCAGAAGUUUAUGGGUGAAGACUUAAACUAUGAUCAGAGGAUGAAAUUUCAAAAGGAGCAGUUAAGAGAGUGGUCUCUUCAGCAGCAGAGAGAAUGGAAGAAUGCAUUAGCUGAUCAAAAAUUUGCAGAUGAUCUGUAUGACAAGAAUAGGAUUGAACUUGACCAAAAGACUAUGGAGCAACAACGAAAGGAAGAAGAAAACAGGCGUGCUGUUUGUGCAGCUACUAAAGAUUUCAAUAGAACCCAGGCAGCUGAACUAGCUGACAGAAAGAAGAUGGAAAAGCAUCAAAAAAUGAAAGAUGACAUGGAUGAAAUUUCUAGCCUCCUUCAAGGAGACUUACUUUCCGAAAACCCUGAACAAGCAGUCAGUUCGUUUGGUAGACAUCGUGUGAUCACAGAUCGAUGGAAGGGAAUGAAUCAGGAUCAGCUGAUGGCAAUCCGGUACUCUCAACAGCAACAAGUUCUGGAGAAACUGAGACUAAAAGAGGAAGAACGCCGAAGAGAUGCUGAAUGGGACAGGCAAAGUAUACAGGUUGCAAGAGCACAGUUGGUUUUAGAGCGGCAUCAACAACGACAGAAUCAGGAACGACGCCGAGCUUUAGAUAACAUAAAUGCAAAGCUAUCUCAGGAGCAGAAAUCAAAGAACAUUUAUCUUAAAGAAGAAGCAUAUUCAAAUUUUCCAACAAGCCAAUAUUACGCACAGUUUAAUACAACCAGCCGAUGACAUUCUUGAUACAUCAAUCUGAAAUACACACAAGUAUGUAGUCAUAUUAAAAUUUUUAAUUGAGGAAUUCCAUGUUUAAUUAUUUUUAUCUGUUCCCUACCCCAUUCAAACAGUGCGCUCAAACUAAACGACAGUCUGCUAGGCCACAUCUGUGCUAAGAGGAAAAUAUUGUAAUAAUGUUUUGAACUUGAUUGUUCUUCUAAAAAAUACUAGUAGAUUCAGUAGUAGGUUGUUUGACUAUUGUGUCUCAGGCGUAACUGUAAUAUUUACAUUAUCCAUGCCUUUAGAAAUCAAUUUCUGGAAAGGAAUCACAAUUUAAAAUAUAAUGCUACUUACUGCAACUUGGUCAGAAGGGAAUGCUGCCUGACAUAGAUCACAGGUGAUGCACACUUAGUGGAUUCUAUAGGAGAGAAGAGAGAUGACCUAGGUAGCAAGUUUUGUGUUUGGGUUUUUUGGGGGGUUGUGUUUGAGUUUUUUUUAAAAAGCAAAAAAAAAAAAAAAGCAGGACAUAAAAGCAAGCAGAGAAGAAAUGUUGCUUUUAUUUCCUGAAUAGUAGGGAUAAGAAGAGAAGAUGUGGAUGUUUACCAACAUGAUUAUAGCAAUGAGGUAUGACACAGAAAUGGAACGUGUGUGACAGUAAAUGGGGAAAAGUAUGGGGAAAGUAUUCUGUCCUGAUUUUUGGCUGGGAUAGAAUUAAUUUUCACAGGAUGCCGGGAAGGGACACAGCCAGGACAGCUGACCCCAACUAGCCAAAGGGAUAUUCUAUACCAUAUGAUGUCAUGCUUAGUAUAUAAAAGAAGCUGGCCAGGGAGGAGGAGCUGCUGCUCGGGGAUGGGCUGGGCCUUGAGGUCUGGGUGGAGAGCAAAUUGCAUUGUGUAUCACCUGCUUUGUAUAUUCUGUUAUUAGUACUGCUGCUGCUGUUGUUUUCCUCUCCCUUUGCCAUCCCAGUAACCUUUCCUUACCCCAACCCACAUGUUUUACCUUUUUCUUCCGAUUCUCCUCCCCAUCCCACCAGGGGUGGGGUGUGGUGGUGUGAACGAGCAGCCACGUGAUGCUUAGCUGCCAGCUGGGGCUAAACCAUGACAAGUUCCUACGUACACCAUCACUCAUUAGAAAUAAUGGAGAAAAUUUAAGGGCAGUGUGCUUCUGAAGGACAGCGUAGGAAGAGUUUACAGAUGUGAUGGAAGGGCGAGGGGGAAGCAGGGAUGCACCAAACAAAAUCAAGGAGAAAGAUCUCAUCUUGUGCAGGUAAUUCAGGGAAACAGUUUGCUUCCUGUCCUUAUGGUUACAGAAUUGGCUUAGCAAUGGAAGAGCCAGUCAAUGAUAUUUGAAAAAUGGGCAAGUGAAACCCAUGAGAAGAAAAUAUGGAGAAGCAAUGUAAGAAACUAACUGCACAAGAGAAGUGGAUGAUGGAGAUGUCCAGAAGGGAAAGAGGUGACAUACAAAUGACUGUAGAAAGGGUUAGAAAACUCAAUCAUUAAAACAGAAGAAAGAAUGAGAGAGAAAUGACCAGAGAUUCAGCUAAACGUCCCAAGACCUCUAAGAGAUUGUGAACCCUUAAUAAAAAUAGAGGCUUUUUUACGAGAAUAGGUCUUGAAAUAAGUAUGUGUAGCUCGCCAGAAUCUGGGAUGUAAACUUGGAGUAAAAACAUCCUGAUCAUAUUUGGCAUGGAGUCCUCUGAUCACAGGAUAAGCAAUAGCCUUGAAGUCUGAUGAAACAGGUUGAAGAUAACCACACCAAGCGAAGCAGGAAAGAUGUUUAAAGAAACUGAGGCUGAGGUAAACUCAGAUGAGUUAUUCUCAUCUUUGUGAAAAUAGUGAAGAAUGCAUGGUUCUUAAGAUGGCUAUUACCAGGAGGAUUUUGAGAUGUUUGAAGGAAGAAUCCCUUGAAAGAGGGCUGUUCAAACAGGUCUGUUUGCAUUCCUUGAAAGGGGACUCUUUUCACACAGGUCUGCUCAGCUGAAUUAGUGGCCCUGUGGGAUCAGGCUGGUAUGACUAAUUACCAUUUUGAACCAGGUAAUAACAAUGGAAGUUUGGAAAAUACCAUCAUGUUAAUCCUUAUAGAUCGAGAAGAGGAAGAAAAUCAAGUAAGGAGAAUAUAAAAAUGGGUGAAGAAGUGUCUUGGGACAGGAUAACCCCUAGCAAAAAGAUAUGUCUCAGUUCUAGUUUAUCAAUGCAACUGGAACUAAUUGCAGUAUGGAUAGAAACUAGGUAGAAAAGCAGUAUAGCUGGAAAACAGGAACUGAAGAAUGUGCUGUUUGGAAAAGUUGGAAAAUAAAGCUGAGAGAGGAUCGCACUUGCACCAUUAAUGAUGAGCUGGACUACAAAGAAGUAAGAAGGGAUGCUAUUCAACAGAUUCUAAUGUGAUAGCAUUUGGAGAUUCAUUUAUUUGUCAGGCUGGGAUUCACACAUGGCUGGAUGUCUUUGUAGUAUUACCAAAUACUGUAUUAAAUUGACAAUCUCAGGAUUGCUGGUACUUGUCUUAGAAUAGAAAGGCUAUCAAUUGGAGUGGGAGGAUAAAACAGUAGGCCAUCUAUAGUAGUUUUCAUUUAACUAAAGCUGGUUUUGAUCUGUGUUGACUAUUUUGGGCUCUGACCUUUUUUUUUUUUUAACUAAAGUUUUAGUUACCUGACAGAAAAAUUAAUAAAGUGUUGAAAAGU